This is a messenger RNA of Cuscuta campestris, 1757 nucleotides long. The record is from the annotation of a GenBank genome assembly. Lineage: Eukaryota; Viridiplantae; Streptophyta; Magnoliopsida; Solanales; Convolvulaceae.
GAUGCCAAACAACAACAACCCUUUCAACCUACGAUAUGUUCUAGAAAAGGAAAAAUUAUCUGGAGCUAACUUUCUUGAUUGGGAAAUGAAUCUUAAGAUUGUUCUCGAAUGCGAGAAAAAGCUUUACGUCCUAACAUCUGAGCCUCCCAAAUCUCCUGAAGCGAACGUCCGUGCUACAGAAAUUCCUUCGUACCAGAAGUAUGAAGAUGACGCACGUGAUGUGAGAUGUCUCAUGCUAGCCACCAUGACCCCGGAGCUCCAAAGGCUCCACAAGGACAUGGAAGCUCAUCCUAUGAUGACUUGCUUGAAAGGUCUAUACCAAGGCCAGGCUAGACAUGAACGUUUCAUAAUCUCUACGACUCUGUUUUCCAGUAAGCUGGCAAUGGGUAACCCAGUUGGUCCCCACGUUCUCAAGAUGAUCGGUCAGCUCGAAACUCUUGAAAAAGUGGACGCCCCGAUGCACCCUAUGCUGGCAACUGAUCUAAUCUUGGGAUCAUUACCAGCUGAGUAUAGUCAAAAUGUAGUGAACUUCUACAUGAACAAACUAGAGAUGACUAUGCCUGAGGUACUGAAAUUCCUCACAACUGCUGAGGAGAGUCUAGGGAAGGGCAUGCGUAAGUCUAUCCUGAUGGUAGAGGGUAGUACUGUUGCGAAGAAGAGUGGGCCACGUUCGCCGGCCGGGACCAAGCGCAAGAGUUCUAAGAAACCCAAGCCAGCGUCCAACUCCUCUUCGUUGAAACCCAAAGAAGGAGCUAAGAAGAAGUCUGUUGUAUGCUAUUAUUGUGGCAAAAAGGGCCACUUGAGGGGCAACUGCGCAAAAUUACUGGCAGAGAGGAAAGAGGGAAAGAAACCUCAAACCUCAGGAUCUUCGUUCGUUGUUAAAGACAAACCUUUUUCUAACUUUAGAAAUGAAAUAUUUUAUGCAACUGCAAAAAUGACCAACGGUCUCUAUGUCCUCGACAUGGAUACCGCAGUAUAUAACGUGGAUGUUAAGAGAAACAAACCUAACAGUUUGAAUCUCGCGUACCUAUGGCAUUGUCGUUUGGGCCACAUUAACGAGAAACGCAUAUCUAAGUUACAUCGCUCAGGUGUACUUGUUUCAUUUGACUUCCAGUCAUAUGAUGUAUUAAUUUUUAUGGGAUAUCCCAAGGAAACAAGAGGGUAUGAGUUCUAUCAUCCAUCCGAUAACAAAAUUUUCGUUGCUCGGAAUGGAACCUUCCUUGAGAAGGAGUUUCUUUCUGCUAUCACUAGUGGGAGAAAGGUAGACCUCGAAGAAAUUCGAGAACCACAAGAAGAAGUCCCGAUAGUGUUGGAACAUGAGCAAAGAGAUCAAGCAAUUGAACCUCAAACUGCUCAAGAUAUACCACAUAGGUCAGACCAGAUACGUAAUCCUCCAGUCAGAUAUGGAUUUCUCAUGUCUGAUGAAGAUUACCACUCAUCUUUUGUUGAGCGUAUAGCGUUGUUUCUGUAACACCCUAAUCCGUCCAGGUCCAAUUUCGAAAAUAUCAUUUUUGGUUACCGAACUUCGUAAAAACUAUAUACAAAUGUUCUCCAAGGUUCAUAGGUCAUUUUGGUAUCAUUAAUUCAUAGUUUAAACAUCAAAUUCAUGGUUUAUGAUUCUUGGUUCUUCAAGCAUGUCAAACACAAAACUCAAUCAAACGAGUGUUUAUGAACGUAGAAACGAUCUAUACGAACAUUCUAGUCACUAGAUAUAUCAACGGGCUUACCUCGAAGGUAAAUGAAGGUUUUGAAGAUUU